This is a messenger RNA of Ciona intestinalis (vase tunicate), 5000 nucleotides long. The record is from RefSeq and is a predicted model, not a curated record. NCBI's taxonomy places the organism in Eukaryota, Metazoa, Chordata, Ascidiacea, Phlebobranchia, Cionidae.
UUAUGUGAAGGAACGUUUCAUCGUCCCCCCCUUUACAUAUCAACCACUGCCUUUUAUUGAGGAAUGGAUCGAACAAAGUGAUUCGUUCAUUAAGGAAAACAUGUCAACCUCCCCAGAUGUUGAACCCGCUUUCUUCGCUCCUGACACCCGAGAAUCUCUUCGUUUCAUCGCCACCCACCCAAACCCAAUGCAUUCCAUCUUCAAAUCAAAUCUUCCAUUAUUCUACAAAUUGGAUGGGGGGCUUUGGAAACAAGAGUGAUUGUUAUUUUCGUCACAAUCCUAAUUAUCGUUGCACUUAUUACACAAUAAAUAUUUUAAAUAUUUUAAGUUUUGGGUGUAAUUAAUAAUCAAAAUUUCAAGGUUACUGUCUUCUUCUACACAGAAUAUAAGAUGUUUAUGGUUUAGGCUAAAUACUUGUAAUAGCCCCCUAGCGCCGUUAGUGUUGGUAGUAACCCAACCCCACAUUGUUAGUUGUGGUAACCAUCGUAUCAGAUGUCGCGGUCGUUUGGUUUCAAACCUGUGGUGGUUUGUUCAUCGGGUUGGUUUGUGUCGAUAUAUUGUGUUUGUUUAUCUUCUAUGACGUCACAGACAGCAAUUAGUUUUUUUCGAAUGCAGGUGUGACGUCAUAACGUGAAAUGUUAUCUCUUUGUGACGUAACGAGGCUCGAAUAACUUUUGUUACGUCAUAAACACUGUUUCAACUUAACAAUGGUGGAUAAUUUGUACUAUGACGUAACAGUGCAUAAAAAAUAACGAUUUCUUUUUAUUUUUUUGAUUCAGUUGAAGUUGGUUAGCUUGGGGUUUAUAAAGUGUCACCGUAGCGUAUAUUUAUACACACUGUGUUUUAUACAGAACGGGCGGCUGAUGUUUUCUAUGAGUCGUCGUUUCGUUGUUUUAAUCGUUUUAAUUUGCUCACUGUUAGUGUUUGUAUGUUGGGUUUAGCCGCCGCGCUUUUCUUUUACCUUGUAUUAAUUUUAUCGAAGAUUGGUUAAAUUUUGUUAGCAAAAUGGAUUCUUUGUCACGUGAUGACUUGAAUUACAUCGAUGCCACCGACUAUUGUGACGUUAGAAACUCUAUAGCACCGUCUCGUGGAAGAGCUUCUACACCAUCGUUGGCCGUUAGGAGAGCAAUGAAAGUGUUGGACGAUACAUACAAGAUGCAAAGUUAUUUAAAGAUCGACAGGCUGUCACGUGGUCAAAGCAGGGCGUCAUCUCGACCAAUGAGAUCGCAGCGUUCCAUCUCCCCCCUCAGAUCGCCAAUCAGAAGUCCAAGCCCCGCAUUGUCUCCUCCUCGCUUGGUGGCGUUAGAGAGGGACAACUUCGAGGACGCAUUGGGGGACAGCGAAUCUAGGCGAGGAAUUCUCCUUAAUAAACUUAAAGAGGCUCAAACUACGAUGGAGAUGCAAAACGAACGCUUACGUCUCGGCGAAGCUGACGUCAUAGAAACACGCGCGACGGUUCGAUUGUUACAACAAAUCCAAGUCGAACUUGAAACGAAAAUAGAAUUUUUAGAAAAGGAGAGAGUAUCGCUGCUGGGGAAGUCCCGGCAAGAGGCAGAAGAUCGAGAAAUAUUGAAGCGGAGAGUUGAGGACGGUGGGCGUGAAAACAACAAACUACGAUGUCAACUGGAUUUAUUAUUGGCUGAUAAACAUGAACACCAAGUGACUUUGGAUCAUUUGCAUAAAACCAUCAAUGCAGUUAAAGAUGAAAAAGAUGACGUGCUUAAGCUUCACACCUCGUGCUGCGAUGAAUUGAAUGUAACUAAAGAGCGCCUCCUAGUGGCAAGGCAAAGAUGCGAUUUAAUCGAGAAAGAAAAAAGUCACGCGUUCACUGAGGCGGAAAAACUUCAAAAAUCCCAACAAUCGUUGAUCAACCGAAACACGGAGCUUGGGCAACGCAACGCGCGACAAGCAACCGAUUUGAAUCAAAUUACUGAAAGAUUUGAACGAAUGGAAGCUGAGAACUCGGCACUGAUGGAGGAGUUAGCUAUUUGCCAAAGUGAGUUAAAGAAACGAAAUAAAGAUUUGAUCGAUUUGCGACGUAAAUAUAAAGAUACAAGCGAAGACAUGAUGAGGGUUCGUAAGUAUAAUGUGGAAUUGGAGAAAACUGUUCAAACAAUCAAAGAAAUAAACAAAGAUUUAAAAAAGGUGAAAGUAGAUUACGAGAAUGACAUCACCGAUCUCCACGGUGACCUCGCAAAACUAAGAUUGGAAUUAUCAACAACGAGCAACGAAAAUAAAACGAAUAUAACCGAGUUGAAACGAACAAUGGAUGUUUACAAUGAGACCUCCAAUGAGUUGGGCGAAUUACGCUUCAAAUAUGAGGAAGAAACCAAAAGUUUGCGAAAACUUGAGUCUUGUUACUCGGUGGCCGCACACCAGGUGGCGCUGUUGGAGGCCGAGAAGAAUCGGUUCGUUCGAGAAGAACAAGAAAAUAAAUUGAAUAUUUCAACACUGGAGGAAAACCUGGAGAAAUUGAAAGAUAAAUACGAAAGCGAGACAUCGGGGUUAUUGGAAGAAGUGGCAGGGUUAAAGUCGAAGAAACAAAUAUUGUCGUUGCAGCUUGAAGAGGCAGAAGCUCAACUGAUGCGAGUUAAUGAGGAGAUGAAGUCACAUGACCGUCAUGCAACCUCGCAACUCGACCACUGGAGGCAGACGUGUGCUAAGUUGACGACAAUCGUCGAGAAUAAAGAACGAGAACGAAGGGAGAGUACCACCCGGUGGAUGGAAGUGGAGGAAAAACUUCGCCACUCGGAGGCUCAACAGAGCUCGCUUCUAUUGCAGUUAUCUGGCAUUGAAUCUUCGAACGAGCGAGCAAACCGUCUCGAAGCGGAAGUAAACCGAUUGUUGCAAGAACAGGCCGAGAAUCAACAGAUGAUAUCUGUGUUGGAAAUGCAACGAGAUAUCCUUGCUAAAUCGCCAACAAAAGCUGAUGCAUCCGAGGAAAUUUAUAAACAACGAUCGGAGAAACUUGAAAUGGAAGUUAAUUUGUUGAAAACUAAGUUAAACAACGUUGGCAAAGUUGGACCUGAUUCAUCCGGAGCAACGAAAGAAGAUUUGUUGAAAUCACGUCAGGAGGUGGCGGCGUUGAAAGUUUUGUUGAAAGAUAAAUCAACAGAAUGUGAAGAUAAAGUGGGGAGGUUGUUGAAGGAAAAGGAACAGCUGAGGUUGGAGGUUGGGAGGCUUUGUGGUGAAAUCAACAGCCUGAAUGCCAACCAAUCACAAUCGGCGGGUGAAAGUAUUUUAGAAACCCAAAAGUUACGAGAUGAAAUAUUGUUUUUGAAACAACGAGUUGAUGAAUCGCGACACAAGAUCCAAGUUUUGGAAGGCGAACGAGUGAUUUUGAUAAACGGGAAGAAACGUUUGGAGGAUCGGGUUAGGGGGUUGGAGGCGGAGGUGGAACACAGGAGGGUGAUAAAGAGUGCUACUGUCGAGCACCGAACAACAGAUGAGAGCACCACCUGGAAGGUCCGAUUGAAGGAAUUAAACAAAAUUAAAUCGUCACAAGAUGACGUCAUCGAUGCGUUAAAGAAACAAAUCGAACAAUCAACGACAAGUAUAAGUAAUGAUGAUGUCAUAGAGGGUUCGUUGAUGCAUGAAGUGAAUUCAUUGAAGCGGAAACUUCAAGAAAAGGGGAAAUACGAAGUUGAAAACGUUGAAUUAAAAUCAAGGUUGGAAGAAAUUGAAAAGUUGGAACAGAAAGCUCGACAGGAACGCGAUGAGUUGCAAGGAAAGAUGAUCAUAAUGGAGUCAUUAAACGAUUCAAGUCAAGAUUUGUUGAAAGAGCUGGAGGAAGUGAGGGAGGGGAAGAUGGAGUUGGAACAGCAGUUGAAUAGUUUGUUGGGGAGUAAAACGUGUCAAACACCACCAGGCACGCUGUCAUUGGUUGAGGAUAUGGAUAAUGAAUUGGAACAACAAUACAACAUCAUGCGCGAACGAAACAAAUGGUUGGAAACGAGAAUCUCAUCUUUACAAAGAGAGGUCGAUCUUGUGCGAGAUCAAAACUCGUUGUUGCAUCAACAGAGGAGUGACGCGGAUCAUGAAGCGGGGAGGAGUGUUGCUGCUUUUAAGGAACUACAAUCCACAAUAAAAGGCAAACGGCAACAAAUCCAAUCGGAGCAAAACCAACUUCAACUCAGUCAUGCGGAUAAAGUUCAACGCAUAAUUGAUCUUGAACGAGAAUUGAGCGAAAAAAAUCAAAUAAUCCGAUCGAUGAACAAUGAAAACUCACGGAAGAAAAACGACAAAAGUAAAAUAUCAAGUUUCAUGAAAAAGCUGCGACGUAGCAGCGACAGUCGAGACAUGAUGUCCAGCGGAGGGAUCUAUGACCCAGGUUAUUCGACUUUGAUGACCGAUAGUAACCUUAAGUCAAGAUCUUCUUCAUUUGGGGGAUUUCCCCAAGCCCAGCGAAGUUCUUUGAAGACCUCCGCCAAAAGUUCCCACUUGUCCCAUCUUACCCCGCCUACCUGCGACGACUCCAUGCUGUCAUCUAGUGGUCACCGAGAAUCUCCCGUGUUUUACCCUGACGACUAUAUUGAAGAUAGAAGACCCCCCUCGUCCAGCGAGCCGACCCCCUCCAAACCCCAUGACCUUCCAACUCCAACAUCAAGUCCAUCUUUACCCUCACCCACGUCAUCAAGACGUCACAAACCACCUGUAUACGUCAUGGGUGCAAGUGAAGAAAGUGCGUCCGAUGAUGACGUCAUCGCGACGUCACAAACCCCGACGAAGAAGUUCCGGACGUCACACGAGACCGGGGAUUCCCCACCACCGAGACCACAGUCUCAACCUAUAGUUCGUGACGUCAUGUUGUCACCUCCGAACAACAGAAAGAAGCAUUCAAGUUUGGUGUGACGUGUCCAUUACCCACCGUGCCCAUUACCCACCGUGCCCAUUACCCACCGUGCCCAUUACCCACCGUGCCCAUUACCCACCGUGCCCAUUAUCAACGUAGCUGAAGUGCCAUACACACUAGAUUGUUGCCAAUACACCGAAGUAUCGAA